AUGUCUUUUUCGACAAAAUUAUUUGCUUGGAUUGCAACUGAUUUYAAGACUACUAUUAUWACUUUAUUUGUCGGUUAUUUKGUCUACAAAUUGGCCAAAUUUUAUUACCGAUAUUACAGUUUACCUCCCGGUCCAUUUCCAUUGCCAAUAUUAGGCAAUAUUUUAUCAUUUAUAUCUAAACAUCAUUGGGACGAAAUAUUUCGACAAUUGUCCAAAAAGUAUGGACCAGUUUUUACUAUAUAUAUGGGGAAUAUUCCAAAUAUCGUUAUCACUGAUGCGGACAUCGCUAGAGAAGCGUUUCGUAAAAAUGAUUUCGCGGGAAGAACUGAGAGCUAUAUCGGUAAUGUAAUAUCAAAUGAAGAGCACAGGGAUAUUGUGUUUGCCGAUUACGGCCACACUUGGGAAGCGUUGAGACGUGUGGCUCAYUCGGCCGUACAAAAAUACUCGACUAAUGAACGKUUAGUGAAUGUUGCCGUCGAUUCKGUCGAUAAAACUAUACAAACAAUGUUAGAAAGAGAUGGUACAGACAAACCUAUCGAUCCAUUUGAUUACAUAUAUCUCAUGUUUCUCAACAUUUUAGCGAACAGUACUUUUGGUGAAAAUUAUACUUUGGAUGAYCCRGAAUUUAGACAUUUAAAGUAUAUGUUUAACGAGUUUCCUAAUGAAUUGGGAUCACGACUAUUGUUGUGGGAAUUUUUACCAYUAAUGCGAUGGAUUGACAAGAAAAUGGUUACAAAACAUUUAGAUAAUAUAAGAUAUACUCAACAAUUGAUGACCAAAAAAUUUGUUAAACAUUACACCGAUUACGACCCGAUUAUUGAACGCGACUUUUGCGAUGCACUCAUUACAGCUAAAAAUGAUGCGCUCCGGGAGGGAAAAGAGUCGGCACCCUAUCUGAAAGAUUCCAAUCUAAUAAUGUGUACGUUUGAUAUAUUUAUUGCCGGCACCGAUACGUCUCAGCGAACAUUUCAAUGGCUUCUCCUAUUUAUGAUUUAUUAUCCGGAUAUACAAACAAAAUUGAGAGACGAAAUUGAAUCACAAAUCGGUGACCGAAUGCCAACACAUGAGGACAGACAGCGAUGUCAUUAUUUGAUGGCAUUUAUUGCUGAAACUAUGAGAUUGAGAAAUGUUGUGCCAAUYGGUGUUCCUCAUAAAGCUGUAGUCACCAGUAAAAUAGGUGACUUUACUAUACCCGAAGAUAUGUCAAUAAUUACACACCAAGGAAUCAUUUUACGGGAUAAUAGCAAAUAUUGGGAUAAAUGCGACGACUUUAUACCCGAGCGCUUCCUCGACAGUGAUGGCAAAUACAUGACAACCCGUUCGCCGGCAUUCAUACCCUUUGGUGUGGGACGUCGUGUAUGUUUGGGCGAGAAGUUAGCCAUCGCUGACCUGUUUCUUGUUUUGGUCCGAUUUCUACAAUCGACWCAAAAAUACGAUUUAGUAUUAGACAGCAAUAUUGACAUUAAACCCGAUCCCAAUAUUGUAAUAAUGUCUAUAUUGACACAAUUGUUUGGAUGGUUUAUAUUAGAUUUUCGGACAACAAUUUUCAGCCUAAUAUUAGGUUAUGUUGUCUAUUAUUUGGCAAAGUUCUACUACCGAUACUCUAGUCUACCUCCCGGUCCCUUUCCAUUACCAAUUUUGGGCAAUUUUCUCUCAUUUAAAACUAAACUUCAUUGGGACACUGUUUUGGAAAAUAUGUCUAAAAAAUAUGGACCAAUAUUUACGGUACAUUUUGGUAAUAAACCGCAUAUUAUGAUCACUGAUGUAGACAUAGCUAGAGAAGCGUUUAGAAAAAAUGAUUUCGCCGGCAGACAAACUGAUUCACAAUUUGGAAGUCUAUUAUCUAAUGAUAAAUAUAAAGAUGUGGUGUUUACCGAUUACGGCCAUACAUGGGAAGCACUAAGACGUGUGGCUCACGCGGCCGUACAAAAAUACUCGACUAAUGAAAGAUUAGUUAACGUAGCCAUCGAUUCAGUGGACAAAACAAUACAGAUUAUUGAGGAUAGAGAGGGAACUGACAGACAGUUUAGUCCAAAUGAUUACAUUUAUCUAAUGUUUCUAAAUAUUUUGGCGAACAGUACUUUUGGACAAAAUUAUAAUGAUAAUGACAAAGAAUUUAAACAAAUUCUAUAUAUUUUGCGUGACUUUAAUCGUGAAGCGGGAACCCGUCUACUACUGUGGGAGUUGUCACCACUAUUUCGUUUAAUUUACCACAAAUGGGUCCAAAAACAAAAUAAAAUGUUCGCCAAAAUGGCAGUCCUUAUGACUGAAAAACUGGAAAACCAUUAUAAAGACUACGACGAGAAUAUUGAACGCGAUUUUUGCGAUGCACUUAUUUCGGCUAAAAAUGAUGCGCUCCGGGAGGGCAAGGAGUCGGCACCGUAUCUAACAGAUCCUAAUCUAGCGAUAACUAUGUUUGACUUGUUUCUUGCCGGAACCGAUACAUCGCAGCGAACUUUCCAUUGGAUUCUACUGUUUAUGGCUUACUAUCCGGAAAUGCAAAAGAAGUUGAAAGAAGAAAUUGAGUCCCAAAUCGGUGACCGAAUGCCAACACAUGAGGACAAACAGCGGUGUCAUUAUGUCAUGUCUUUUAUUGCCGAAACUAUGAGACUAAGGAAUGUCGUGCCUUCAGGAGUACCACAUAGAGCUGUAGUCAGAAGUAAAAUUGAUAAAUACACUCUUGAAGAGGAUUCAUCUGUACUUGUAUUGCAGGGAAAUAUUUUACGAAAUGAGAAAUAUUGGCCAAAAAGUCAGAAUUUCAUACCCGAGCGUUUCCUCGACAGUGACGGCCAUUAUAUUACAACCCGUUCGCCGGCAUUCAUACCCUUUGGUGUGGGACGUCGUGUAUGUUUAGGCGAGAAGUUGGCUAUCGCUGACCUGUUCCUGGUUUUGGUCCGAUUUCUACAAUCGACAAAAAAAUAUGAUAUAGUUUUGGGUGAAAAUAAUGGUAUAAUUCCCGAUCCAGAUCUGACUGAUUCAGUCGUACCGUUUGAAUAUAAAGUUAUAUUCAAAAUUAAAUCACAAUAAUUAUUAAAUAAUUAUAAAUAAAUAAUAA
Molecule: messenger RNA, 3055 nt
Organism: Oppia nitens
Lineage: Eukaryota; Metazoa; Arthropoda; Arachnida; Sarcoptiformes; Oppiidae
Exons: 12
Coding region: 1-3027 (1008 amino acids)
Molecular function (GO): oxidoreductase activity, acting on paired donors, with incorporation or reduction of molecular oxygen; heme binding; monooxygenase activity
Source: RefSeq, a predicted model, not a curated record